CUGCCUUCUAAUCCAUAUUAUUGUCUGCUGGAGUCAGAAAGCGAGAGAGGGAGAGAGAGAAAUGGGGAAUUAUUCAACCUGCUUGCUCAGGAGGUGAUACUGGAUGGACCAUGUCACGACUAUCUAGUGACCAGCUUCAAUUGCAGUUGCUGUCCCUUUUAGUUUCUAUGGAUGCCCAUGAAAAGUGUCAUACUGACAUUGCAGUUCCUGCUAAGUAGAUCCCAUAUGUACUCAUGUUAAUGUCGCCGGGAAAGAGUGGAUCCCACAUUCUGAGACUUCUCCGUAAGGUAAGAUCACCUCUCCUAAUAAGGAAAAGCUUGCAGUGACUGUUUAUCGUUUUUUUUUUUUUUUUUAUUGUCUGUGACAAAUGAAAUCUGACAUUUCCUAUCUUCAGAUGAAAGAUUGGGUUAGAAGGAGCCCCUCAAACUGAUCAUUUCUAUCUGAACUGCUGCUUACAUAUCCUAACGCGAGGCAGAGUGAGAGCAGGCAUAAUAAGAUAGAACAGAAAAGAGUGUAAAAAAAAAAAACAACCAAAAAAAACAAAACAUAGUUUUCUUUUAAACAAGUAUGUUCUAAGAAGCAUCUUUUUUUUUAAAGUGGCAUUGCAAAUGUCAAAACCACACAAAUUUAGGACUGAAAUGUAUUGAAGAUUAUGCUUUAAAUGACAUGAGUCUCCGGUGCACUGGAAACAGUAAUGCAAAAGACUUUUGUAAUUUAACGAGAAAAAAAAAAAAAAAAGGAUUUACAUGAUUAACAAGUCCUGGUGCUGAACGGAGAGAGUUUUGCCCUCCUUGAAGAUGCAGUCGAAUGGACCUCUCUGUGGGUAACUUUUCAGCAGGGUCGUCCAUGCCCAGCUCCAUUAGCAUGCAGUGUCAGACGUGUUGUAUGUUUAAUGAUUUCAUUUUCUGGUGCCUUUCUCUGCUCACAUCGCUCUUGUUUUACAGCAAAGCCUCAGUGGGGCUGAACGAAAGAAAAACAGAGAGGGGAAGAGAAUCGUAGCUCAGAGCAACCUCGCAACAUCUCAAAAGCUGGGUACCAUUUUCAGCAGACCCGGAAAAAAAUCCAGACUGGAUUUAAUGAAUUCAUGUUUAUAAGUAGUGUGCACACCGUGGACAACAGAAUACUGAAUACUUGGAGGCGUGGCACCUUCGAAUCCCACUUUUCUCUUUCCUGAUUCCUUUCUCCGUAUAUACUUCCAGCUGAUUUAACAGCAGAAACGGAAUAUUAGCAUCCUGCCUUUUAGCAAGAUUCCUUUCUUUCAUUCUUAAUUAUUUUUUUUUCCAUUUAAGUGUGCAGGCGUUUGUAUAAGUCAUGCCUGUCAUUAUUCUUAAGGUAAGCGUGCAAUUAUAUUAUUGUAUUGUCAGGCUACCAGUUGAUUGUGCAUGUGGGGGAAGUUUAAAAUCGGUGUAUUUGAAGCCUGUUGCUGUUCUUAGACACACUGGCUUUUGCUGUUAAGAUCUGCUUGCUGAUCCCUUUUAAAAUUGACAUUUUAUUUUUUUCAUUGUGCACGUAAAAUUAGAUUGCAUGUGAAAAUAAAGAUUAGACGAAGAUUAAAAAAAAAAAAAAUGCUAUGCCUAAGGAAAGAUCUGAAUUAUGACAGAAUAACAACCCUGUGUUUGCAACAAAUAAGACACAGGCUAAUUUAAGGGUGGCCAAAAUGUACUUCAACAACUCCCACAAUGCUUUGCCAGCUGUGUUUCUUCCUUUUGGUCACCCCUGCAGGUCUCUCUCUUGGUCAUCCCUGACUGUAUAAUCGAAAAAAGUAGGCAGUAUGACUGUAAAUAACAGAUGGGUUAUGCUAUUAACUGUUUAGUGGUUGUAGGCCUACUGCACAGUACUGCAAUGCCAUGGCAGAGAGAGGGUUAAACAAGUAUGCUUAGGUCUUGGUUCAUUCUGAGUUUAGGUUUCAUUGGGGAUUUGUAGAGAACAAGAAUAAAAGGUUUAACAAAAUCCCCCUUUUUGUCUGAUAAAAGAGCAGUGUGUGUAGAGCUGUAUGUCCAGCCUUGCAUCAGUGAUCACUAGCACACUAUAAAUACUAGACUAGACACAAUCAUUUCAGAAUCAGGGAAAGAGUAUUGAAUCUGUCAGUACCUACAGCCUUUCAAUUAUCUGAAACCCUUUCUGUUAUUGCAUAUUUAAUAAAUUAAUUUACAUGUUAAGCAGAGCUUACGUAAUAACCUGCAUGUAGGUUUUCCUGAAAAUCUUUGAUAUCACAAAUUUUCUGUUUUUCUAAAAUACACGCUAUACACAGAGGGGGCUUUCAUUUUGUUCUUUAACCCCUUAAGGACACAUGACAUGUUUGACAUGUCAUGAUUCCCUUUUAUGCCAGAAGUUUGGUCCUUAAGGGGUUAAAGCGAGAGGAAUUUGGAUUUUUACAUUUAAACAUUGCUAGUUUAGCAAUUCUAGAAAUAGCUACAAUCUUAAACAAUGAAAUUGCCAAACUGUACUUUUACAAAGCCUAUGACUUACGCUAAAGCAAAAGUUUACAGUAGUAAAACAAUGCCCACUUCUAGUACAAUGUAGAACUGUCACAAUCCUCCCCCCCCCCCAAAAAACUAUCAUGUUAAACCAAGGAGGUUAUUAGGAUUGGUAGUGAUGGCAUCAUAAGAAAGAGGGCAGCGAGAUGUGGGAAUCACUAAAUCCUAAUUAACUGAUGGUCCAAAACAUAAUUAAGACUUCCUUUCUCCUCGUUCUCUUCUGUCAUUACUGGUUUCAACAGUCCAUAGAUGUGACUCUAUGUGCAACACUCAGAUGUUGUGAGUGAUGUCAUGGAGAAAACCGGCAGACCGGGAUAAUUACAAUCCAGAGAAAUUGGAAACCCUGCUUACUUGCAUAAUUUAGUCAAAAUUAAAUGAAGGAUUAACUGCUUCAUUGCCAGGAAGCACACCGACACAUUGCAGAGCAAUGUGCUGCUGCCCCCACUGGCAUUACCAGGGUUUAAUUCCAAGUGAUCAGACAGUUUGUAAACACAGAGCCAGAAAUGCACAAUUCAUUAUAUUACAGGAAACAUUCACACACAGAAUGUCACUCAAAGCAAGUCUUCAUUAUUCACCUCUAAAUACUUUACUGUAAAAACUAAUAAAAGUAAGAGAAUAUUUACACCACAUGAGGUGCUCACUAAGUAAUCAGUUUCUGAAAACUGAGCCUACGACCUCAUCCUGUAGUAGAUAUUAGAAUGAUGCUUUGGCUAUCAGAACAAGCUCAGGCUGGCUUAUGGACUGGCCUCAUGUGAAAUGCUGCACAAGCAUAUGGCUUAGCUACAGAAGUGUCCAUCAGGGUUCCCAAAACACCCCCAUAGCUGUUCUAGCAUGUCCAGAUGUUUAACCCUUACAGUUUAACCCCUUAAGGACCAAACCUCUGGAAUAAAAGGGAAUUAUGACAUGUCAAACAUGUCAUGUGUCCUUAAGGGGUUAAUGUUCUAAACAUUGUAUAUAUUUAUAUUAGGAUUUCAUGCCUUAGGCUUUGUACUGCUCAGUACAAACAGUUUGUUCAGGGUCUCGUUAACUGGCAACCUUCGCCACAGUUAACCUUGAUCAAAAUGUGUUGCUUCUUCAAAUAGUACUUAAAUGAGCAUUUGGGUCUUUUAUAGGAAGGAUUUUGUUUUGAUGCCAACACAAGCUGUAGUGUUGCACGAGUAUUAGUGAAAUAUGCUGUAGUGUUUAUGCACUGCACACCCAGUUAUUGUGAUUUUCAAAACAUAGGCAGAAUAAAAACACGAUUAUGGAAUUUAAUUUGACACAAGUAAAUGUUAUCCUAAAAACAGGUCACAUUAAAGGAUAUUUGCCAAGUAUUGAAUAUAGGACAAUUAGUUAACUCAGGGGUGUUGAGCUGCAAACUCCCAAUGUUGCAGGAUCACAAAUCACAUAAGUAUAUUUCACAGUAUAACUGAAUGAGAAUAGAGAAUGAUAUGAGUUGUAAUCCAAUUUGACAUGGGAGAUUGCUGCUCCAUAUCCCUUAAAUAAACAGAGAACACGUUAAACAAACUGUGUUCCAGGUUAUAUUUAAAGUAUUUUAAACAUAAUGGCUCGGCUGCAACUGUACAGUUCGGCUUUUUAUCCUCUCACUUUACACCACUUACUGAUUUGCACACUAGACUGCAACUAGCCUAAGUCUUUUGUUGUACACAUAUAGAUUUGUUUAAUUUUCCUUAACUUUUAAAAUUCAGUUUUUGAAUUCACUACAAUUCAAUGAUUAGUGAAUGAACGCCUAAGAGCUAUAUCAUUUGAAAUAUUGAUAUUAGUAGCAUAAAUUAACAGUAUUUGCCAAAAAACAUGAAAUCAGGAGACAAGAGGAGUUUAGUACAUACAUUGGUGGCUAUCUGUUUCUGGGAUUUUAUGCUGUAUUUUUUCCAGGCUAUUUAAAUUUCAUGUUUGGCUUCUGGAGUCCACCCUCCAGAUAGAUGUCUAUCGCAGAUUUGGGUACGUGGUACAUUUUCCUGCACUCAAGAAAGUUUAGGAAGGCCUCCACAGGUUUUAACAUAUCCCAAGAGGGAGAUGUAUUUUAACAAUAUUACUACCUGAUUCUUAAUUUGUAUUGAGUAUUUUGUUUAGACAUUUAUAGAUAUAUUUCCCUGGUUGACACAAAGUACAAAUUGUUUCCGAACACACCUAUCUGGUUGCUAAAUUCUACAAUCAUUUGUCAAUCUUUUUAACAUUAUAUUUUGUUAUAAAGUAAUAAUUUUGCCAUUUAUAUAUCAUAGAGAAUUUCAGAUUCCCAUUUGUUUGGCAUCACUUUUACUAACACAACAAAGAUAUGUUUAUUUAUCUUGAUGAUGCAUUAUGCAGAGAAGAGAGUGUUUCACAAUUUUGUUCGCCAAGUUCUUAACUUGCUGCUGUUUUUGUGGAGGCCAGAUGUAGGCUCACUAUAAAAACAGGUCCUUUCAGGCCUCUGUUGAAAUGGAAAGGCCGUAGAUAUGUUUAGAAGAGGUAGUAAAAAUAAAGUUUUGGUUCUGCAUUUCUACGUCCUGGUUUAUAACUGAAAAGCUAUCAGCUGUCUGUGGGACUGUUUUGUUUAUAAGCUUGUAUAAACAGAGAUCAAAUUUGGGCAUAUGGCUUUAUUAAUGGAUUUACAAGCACCCUGCUGUGUAAUGCUAUCAGAUCACAUUAUAGAGGGCAUGACCAGAAGACAGAAUAAAUGUGCUUAUCUAGAUCUUAGGAUUUGUUAAUGAAGCAAAUGAUAAUUAUAUAUAUAUUUUUUUUCUCUCAAGAAAUGCAAUAGCUUCCUUUCUGUGAUGUGGCACAUACCUUCUACAUAUAGGCUGCAAUACUGUAUGUGCAGGAAAACACAUAACCGUGAAGUAUACUGUCUUAAUGGGUGCAAGUGGCACAAUGAGUAAUAAUUCACCAUAAUAAAAGAUUUAGAAGUUCUAAGUGCUAUGGAAAGCAAAAUAACACAAGGUUUAAGAGCUAGCAUAUCAGAUCAUGGUUGACUAUAGUUGAAGGACAAGCUACGGAGUUUCUGCACAGUCUUAUUGUUUGUAUCUGUUCUCUUUUGGCUUCAUGGCUUGGUUAACUGAAAUUAUUCUUGUAGUUUUGUUGAAGGUCACUUACUCCCACUGAGCAGGUGUCCUGGAUAUAUUUGUGUUUAUACACUCUGGACUUUUGGACACACAUUUUUUAAGUCAUUUAGACUGGUGUAGUGUAGUUCUUGUGAAUAUCUUGAGCCAUGAGUGUCAUUCGGACAGGAGAUACAUGUCCUACCAGUUACAUAUGGACUCUGAGAUUACUCUCUCGCUCUCUCUUCAAGUCAGUGAUAUUCACAUAAGUCCAUCCUUGCAAGCACGCUGUCUUGGCAUCAUACUUGACUCUGACCUCACCUUUGAGCCUCACAUCCAGUUUAUUGCCAAAUCAUGUAGGUUCCAACUUAAAAACAUAGUCCGCAUCCGUCCCUUUCUUACACAAGAUGCUACCAAGGAGCUUGUCCAUGCUCUAGUAAUUUCCCGCAUGGAUUACUGUAACCCUCUCCUGAUUGGUCUCCCCAAAAGCCGUAUUGCCCCGCUACAGUCUGUAAUGAAUGCUGCAGCUAGACUGAUUUUCCUCUCUAGUUGGUCCUCUCAAACCUCACCCCUCUGCCAGUCCUUACAUUGGCUCCCUGUAUCCUAUAGGAGUCAAUUCAAAGUGCUAACCCAUACAUUUAAAGCACUGAACAAUUCUAGCCCCUCUUAUAUCUCUUCACUGAUUCAUAGGUAUGCCCCUCCUUGUUCCCUCCGCUCUGCCCGUGACCACCUCCUGACCGCUGCUCGCACCCGUACAGCCAACUUGCGCUUGCAGGACCUCUCGCGGGCGGCUCCUUUCCUAUGGAAUAGCCUGCCUACCACCAUCAGACUCCCCCAGUCUUAAGUCAUUUAAGAAGGGCCUUAAAACCCAUCUCUUCAGGAAAACUUAUGGCCUUCCAGAGUAACCUCUACCUUACAUACCUGUCUCUUGCUCUCUCCUAUAGGGCAGUGCUUUACUCUCUCCUCCAGGUCUGUUUCACUCCCAUCCUAUUUGAUUGAUAUUUCCUGUCCUAAUGUGUCUUAUACCCCACCUCCUAUAGACUGUAAGCUUGUUUGAACAGGGUCCUCUUCAACCUAUUGUUCGUGUAAGUUUUCUUGUUAUUGUCCUAUUUAUAGUUACAUCCCCCCUCUCAUAGUAUUGUAAAGCGCUAAUCUGUUGGUGCUAUAUAAAUGGCAAUAAUAAUAAUAAUAAUAAGUAACCCAAGAGUUUCUGCUCUUCAGUGAGUAUCCCGUGAGUAUUUUCUGGGCUGCGAGUGAGUAUCCCUAGAUUUUCUGUUCCACAGUGAGCAUCCUGUCAGUAUUAUCUGGGCUGAGAGUCAAAAUUCUGUUAGUAUUUUCAUGACUGGGAGUGAGUAUUCCAAGAGUUUCUGUUCUACAAUGAAUAUCCUGUUUGUAUUUUCUGGGCUGAAAGUGAGUAUCCCUAGAUUUUCUGUUCUCCAGUGAGCAUCCUCUCAGUAUGACGUGGGCUGUGAGUCAAUAUACUGUGAGUACUUUCUGGGCAGGAAGUGAGUAUUUUCUCAGGAUUUAAUGUGCUGGAAUUAAAUAUUCCAAGACUUCCAGUUGGACUGGGAGUGAAUGUCGCAAGAGUUUCAGCUAGACUUGGAGUGAGCAUGCCAGGAGAAUCAAGUGGAUUGAGAGAGUAUUCUGUGAGUAUUAUAUGGACUGGAAUUGAGCAUCAAAUGAAUAUCACCUGGACUGGAAAUGAGGACUGUCAGGACUGAGAGUACACAUUGUACUUGGGUUCCGGCCUGAACCAAGACAUGACAUUAAUACAUGUUUGUGACGAAGUGCCCUUCGCCACUUGUGCCUGGAGGGGACUACUGGCUAGCCUCCUGCCUUCCGUCUAUGGCCUCUGUGCUGAUAGCUGUAUUUUACCCUGCAAUAAGGUUUAUUUGGGUAUUUCUGCCGGGUUGUUCGGGACUUCCAGUAUGUGAGUAGUGCUACCCCAGAUAGCAAUGCCAUGCAGCCAAUUCGUGGAAUGACAGACUAUGGAAAAGACUUUGGCUCCAUGGCAAUUGAAUUGUAUGUAUGUGAUCUGAGCGCCAUUCAAUAAUAAUGUGCACUCAGAUCUAAGCUAUCUGGGGAUAUGUUGCAUGUAUAUGUUUUAUGUAGUAAUUGUAACAUUGUGUAAUUUUAUGUCUUUUUGUAACCAUGUGGUUAAUGGAGUCUUGCCUCUGUCCUGGGAGAUAAUUUGAUUACUUCCCAAUUAUCUCCAGGAUAGAGAGGAGGGAUUGUGAUGUCACUGUGGGAGUGUUUUGUUUGUAUUGUCUGUGAUUGGUUAUACUGUGUCCCACCCUGUGAGAUGUCCCCUUGCAUGGGGACUUGCAUAAAAAUCAGUAUGUGGUCAUUAAAACCAGAUCAUCUUGUACCUUUCUUGAAGCCUUGGCUCAUGUAUGGGGGAUUGGAGAAAUACACUCUGGGGAUUGCUAUAUUCACUAUACUCCCCAGGGUAUGAACACUAAGCUCUGCUAAGAGCUUGUUCCUGUUCCUGCUCUCUGGGGAAAGAGAGGUUAACCCACUAAAAGCUGGAUCUUGGCCUUGGGUCCAGGGUGGGUGGAGACAGUGAGACCCCGGCGCAGCUGCAUCGCUUGAAGUGGGGUCUGCAGUGCUGAUGGUGUCAGUUGGAGUGCUUGGAGUCCUCAGCGAGCACUAGGAGCAUCGAUUGGCGGAGGUACUCAGUCGGAGUGCCAGCGGUCCGUCACAAUGUUACAUUUACUUUAUUUCCUGAUCAGUCUGUAGGUAGCAUCAAGGAACCAUUGAGAAACAGGACUCAUUAAGACCAGGCAGUAACAUAAAUGUCACAACAAAAUUCAUUCCUUUACUGUUUGCUAAGAGAGACUUUUAUUACCUCCUCUAUGGUAACAUGCAAAGAUUAUGUGUUGAAAUGCAUUUUCCUGUUAUACCAUAAUUCCAGUGUAUUCUGUGCUUGCAUGCUUUCUGAACUAGGGCAAUCACAUGUUUUAUUUAAGACCUAAAGUGGGGUUGGGUCUGGAUUUAUUCUGUGCUGAGAAUCUGAUGUUUAUAACAUCACAACUAAUAUGAAUCCAAAGAAAGACAAGAGAGAUUCUAUUCCCUAAUGACUGUGCAACGUUUUAUCAGCCAAACUAACCUGACUUUGAAUUACUUAAAUCUUUACAUUCACGGCAACCCUCAGCCAAACGCUACUUAUCCCAUAAUCAAUCCAAACUGAAAGACUGCAGCAAUACAGCCACUGGAAAAUCGCUAACAUAUUCUAUGGAAAGGUACGGGGAGGAAGAGGAAUUGAUACUAACGUCACUAAAUGCAAACAUAAAGUAAAUUAGAAUUCUGCUUCCAAUAUCCAAUUUUAUGUAAAUAUUUAAUAUUUACAUAUCAAUAUUUAUAUAUGCACAUACAAUUUUUCAUACUGCUUACAUGCCUAGCUGAUCUGGAAACACAAAUUAAUAUAACCUCUUAAUAUCCCAAUAAUAAUAGCCCAUUGCUAUGAUUCUCCUUAUCAAUGCGUUUUAUUCACCCUCUGCCCUACUAAAGCCUUGCACUCUUUAGAAGCCAAGAUAUCAUUAAGUUACUCAUCUUCAGUGACAUUUGCAUACAAACGAUCAAUUGUGAAAUAUAAAACAGGCCUAAAAUAUGAAGGGUUGGCUCAUCUUUUACAAUAUCCCCUGAAAUGUAAAAAUCUUGAGAUCCAGAGUCAAAUUCUAAAGUGUUCAUUCAUUAAACAGUGAAUUGAAAACCAAAGUCUAUUUAUCGUAAGAGUCUCUUGAAUAAACCCUUAAGAUGUUAAUGAUUGGCAUUUUCAACACAGACAGUCACUGUCAGUGUUUAACUUGUUCUGCUGAAUCAAGUGCAGCUCUUAAUAUUUCCCAGGUAUAAUUGGAGUGAUGUGGUCUAUUCACACCUAUUUUGCUUUCAAAUUUUUUGCAAUGAGUUGAGCUGGCUCAGCUCAACUCAAUGCAAAUAGUUGUAACAACGUCCUCUGUGUAUUCAAUAAGAACUGAAUUGUCACAACAUUGAGCCAAAUAGAUCCCUGUUAUUUCCAAAUGGAUCUCACUACUGCGGUGAGAUUAAUUUGAAAAUAGGUCAAUCUGGUUUGGAUGGAGAAUUUAGAGUUGCAUUUCUCCCAACAUUUCUAAUUGACAGAGAGGGACACUUUAAUGUUUUGGGAGUGAGUAGAAUUGUGACCAGAGAUGAGUCCUUAGGUGACCUUUUAUUGCUGUGGAGCUCUGUUAUACCUAUGGGACUCCUGAUAUAGAGGGACAUUAGGGCAGAAAAGAGGGACAGAUGGAUUUGGGCCCAAAUUAGGGACUGUCAGUUCUAAAUAUGGACACUUGGGAGGUAUGGAUUUGGUCUGAGAGGGUUGGAUUGGUAUUUGAGACAACAUGAGGAUGAUUUAGGAUUAAGGGGCAUAGAGCUUUAAGUGGAUUUUCCCAUGAUCAAUUCAAUUGCAAUCUGACUGCAAUAAAUUUACUUGUGAGUACUGUAGCCAAUUCACUCAUAUUAGACAGAGAUUCAAGAGAUUUCAAAGGACUACUAAACUGCAGCUAAAUUGACAUGGAAGUUCGGUUAAAUAUCUCAAUGGGUUAAACAGAAAAAUGUGAUAACCAAAAUCCAUUCAACUGCUUGACAGUUUCCAUUUGGCCUGUAGUGAAUCAAUCCCUGAUAUAUUUAAAAUGCACAUUUUAAUACAUUCAGUGUUUUAAUACAAUUAGUAAUUGCUGGAACCUAUUUUCAAAAGAAAAUGUAAUAUACAAGGUUGGCUCACUCAUUGCAGCCACAUAAGAUGAGACUUGUCUUAUUUUUUUGGUUUGCAUUUCAUGCAUUUCAAAGGCCUUUAAAAACCUCGGAAGGUCGUGGAAGCCAUUUAUCAUUACAUCCCUACAUCACAGCUGCCAUAAUGGAGCACAUGGAAAGAGACUUCUCAGGAUAAGACAAGAACAUUCACAGACUCUAUGUCUGCUGCAUGACAUCUUGCUAAACAAAUCUGCCAAUCUCUGUUCACAUCUUUAGGUAACAAAAUGCUGAUACAUCAACUUUUUUUACCCAAUGUUCAACAGUUACACCUUCAUUUCUUUAAAGUCCAUGAUGUGUCUGGGGUACUCAGCUACAUUCCAUCUCUCUGUUUUUGGAAUAUAAAUGCUUUUGAUGGCUUCAGAUCUGAUCCAUAGGUAGACAUAUGUCGGAGGAAACACUGGUAUUUUUAAGUAUCUUAACAACAUUUAGCAGAUUGUUUGAAUGAGAUACAUCAGCCAUAUGGAUGUCAGAGAAAAAAAUAGUCAACUUGUAUUGAUGCCCUAAAGACAAGGGCAUUGGCUAUUCAAGCUCUUAUAGCGCAAACUGGGAACUCUGGUGCUCCACAUUUGCAAGCAUCAAUGUAAUACAUUCCACAUUCAAUGGAGAUAAAAGAAAAACCAAAAGGUGGGUGUUACAGAAGAAAAACAACUAAAAAAACUGAGGGCAUGGUGGUGGUGGAUCAGAGGUAAGGUGAGUAAAUAUCUCAAAACUUUAUGUUGAAUACACAAUGUAUUCAAUGCAUUUUGAGAAGGUUUGUGUUAAAAUGAACCUGCCAUGACUGGUUAACUUUAACUCAACAUAUACCUAUAAGAACAGUAAUGGGGUGUUUGGAUGUUGAUGAAAGUUUCAUUAGAGGGCUGAAUGUAAUUUGAAAGUUAUCACGCAGGCCUGUGACAAUAAAAGUCACAGUACCAUAAGAUAUGUCCAUCGCAACAAACCUUAACCUUCUGUUGCCCUUUGUAGUUGCACUUCCUCGUCCACUGUGCUGCUAAGGUGAUAUUGAGUGCAGGACGCCAAGCACAGCACAAUGAGGCAGACAGAUGAAAAACUGAUCAGAUCCACUGUCUUCUACAGCAGCUCUGUGGAACCAAUACUAAUAUUCGUGAUGUACUUGUGGAUACUCUGUGUUUCAUCCAGGACUGUGGCAUUGACACUCAUCAGGCCCCGACCUCCUUCCUUCCGUCAGGUGUACAGUCUCUGGGUGCUGGAUUUCGGCUGGAAUCCUCCAUUCAUAGUGAGUAGUUUCCUGGUCUUGACAUCCAUGGUGACCAGUUAUUCUCUUGGCCAGGUUAUUAUUCCAGCUGGGUAGCUGAUAACCAGUAGGGCAUAUGUGUUGAUGGCCUGGAUCUUGUUCUUGCCAUUGAGCUGGGACUUCAGGACCUGUCUGACUCUUUGGAGAUACUUAGAUGUUGCUAUCCUCCUUGCCUCUUCCUCAUGGUUGCCAUGCAUUUGUGGUACUCCCAGGUACUUUUAGCUUUUCUAUACAUCUUCUAUUUGGCCUUCUGGAACUUCAACUCCUUCUGUCCUGAUCAUCUUCCCUCUUUUUGCUAUCAUCCGCCCGCACUUCUCUAGUCCGAAUGACAUUCCAAUGUCCUUGCUGUAUAUCCUGGUUAGGUGGAUCAGUGAGUCAAUGUCCCGCUCAUUCUUGGCAUACAGCUUGAUGUCAUCCAUGUAGAGUAGGUGGCUGAUGGUAGCUCCACUCUUGAACUUGUAGCCAUAUCCACUCUUCUUAAUGAUCUGGCUUGGGGGGUUGAGGCCUAUGCAGAACAGCAUUGGGGAUAGUGCAUCACCUUGGUAUAUGCCACAUUUGAUAUUCACUUGAGUUAUUGUCCUGGAAUUGGCUUCUAGAGUUGUUUUCCACUUGCCCAUCCAGUUUUUGAUGAAGGCUCUUAUUGUCUUGCUGACCUUGUGGAGAGUCAAGCAUUCUAGUAUCCAUGAGUGUGGCAUUGUGUCAUAGGCUUUCUUGUAGUCAAUCCAGGCCAUACACAGAUUGGUCUGUCUGACUUAGAAUCCGUUGUGACUGCUUGGUCUACCAGUAGUUGGUGUUUUGAUCCUCUGGUGUUGUUUCCAAUCCCCUUCUGAGUAUUACUCUUAUAUUGACUCAUAUGCCCUUGGAUCUUGGAGGCUAUGAGGCCUGACACGAGUUUCCAUGUUGUGGGGAGGCAGAUUAUUGGUCACUAGUUGGAUGGUGCUGUUCCCUUGUGAGGGUCCUUCAUGACCAGUAUUGUUCUGCUUUGUGUUAGUCAGUCAGGGUGGGAGCCUGUUCUAGUAGCUGGUUCAUUUGUGCUGCUAGGCGUUCAUGCAGUGCUGUUAACUUCUUUAUCCAGUAGUUGUGGAUAGUGUCAGGUCCUGGGGCUGACCAGCUAUAUAUCGACUGUGAUGAUGAUGAUUGGUUACUGUGCUGGUAGCAUGCAGUGGUCUGCUUUCAGGUGUAGUAGCCACUGGGCCUCGGUGUUAUGAGAUACUUCUUGCUCCCAGAUAUUCUUCCAAUAAAUAGAUUAUUUAUUUUACUGCUCCUCCUUUUUUUCUCUUUUGGUCACUUAUCACUUUAUCUGUGAAUAAAAAAAGUAAAUUAAUUAAUUUAGUGGCUGCCCUCUGGCUGCCUAACAUCUUUUUGCCCACUGAUCAUCUCUUUGUUUUGCAACCCUGAAUACCGAAUCAAUGAACAUGUUUGGCCAUUGUUUUACUUACACAAGGCACUUUGGAAAUUCGGAAUUCAGCUAAUCAGACGAUCAACCUAAAUGCGGCUAAAUCGCAAUUCAGCCAAAUCCCAAUGCACUUCUGAUGUAGUUGCUCAACCAGAAGUCAAACCAGUAGGUAGGGUUAGAAUACUGCUCCAAAGUCUAAUCUCUGAACUCAAGCCCUGCACACCAAAUGCAAGCCUAGUGGGCCACAUCUCUAACUCCCCCGGGCUAGAUGAUUUGUUAUAAGAUCAGCAUGUAAACUCCUAUGUUUUAAUUUAAUAUUAUUAAUAAUAGAUUUUAGAUUUAGUCUGACUUUUUAGUCUGACAUAUUUUUGCAGUACAAUUGUAGAUUGCUUUAUUGCAUUUUUAAUAUAUUUUUCUCAAUGCCAUUCAAAGCAUUGAAUUUGACGAACAAGAGUCUUUAUUUAAUAUAAAUAGGAGUUAACACACAAAAAAAAAUAUUUUUCUUCCUACAUAAAUAUGUAUUUGAAUUGCUGACUUUUAAAUUGGUGAUGUUUUGAAAGUUAAAAAGCCAGUUAUACAGUGAUUUUGUUACAUUUCCUAACAUAACAAUACAAUUAGAGCCAGUCACAACCAACUGUUGUCACGUCUUUCCAAGGUUUGUGCUAGUUUUAGUUCAGUGAUGGCUGGUCCUCCCAGUUGACUGAGUCGCUGUCCCGCGAUCUCAUUCUUUUUGUUUGCCACCACUAGAAGCAGUCAGACAAAUAUAAUAGAGUGUAGUAAUCACAAUGAUGCAAUUUUCUGGUAGAUAUAAGUCACCAGGUCGGAUUGUUUCAGAUUUUGUUUUGAUAUAUAUAAAAUCGAAUACAGCUUUUGAACCAAGUUCAUUCACAGAGACAGUUAUAUUGCUUUUUAUAUGUUUCCACCAGGUUGGUGAAAUAAAUCUAGAUCUCUAGAAAUUGAAGUAGACACAAGUAAAUUGUAGCUUCACUUGUUAUUGUAUAUUACAUUUUGGUGAGUAGAAUAACAUUGUAUUAACGUAUACAUACACAGGAUAUUAUGAGAUAGAAGAUUAGUUAUUGAUUCCAUUACUCAUAACCUUUUGGUCCGAACCCUAAACAAGGAGUGAACGGACAAUAGACUAAAAAUAUUUCGGCCCAAAUAGAAUGGUUAGGAACAGGGCUGGACUGGGACAAAAAUUCAGCCUGGGCAAUUCAAGGCAGAUCAGCCCACUAGGAGGGGCAGGGCCAGAAAGUAUGAAGCACCCUCACAUGGUGAGAUAGAGUGUAUCUAGGGGCUUUAGUGUGUGUAUGCAUAUAGGGGCUGUAGAGCACAUGUGUAUAGGUGCGGCAAUGUAUGCAUAGGUGGUGUAGUGUGUACAGGGGGUGCAGAAUGUGUAUUUAUAGGGGAUAUAAAUUGGUGUGUGUGCAUGCAGGGGGUGUAAUAUAUAGUGUUUAUAGGGGUAUAAAGUAUGCGAGUGCAAGGAGUGUAGUGUUUGUUUAGGCGGUAUAGAGUGUGUUCACUGUGCGUAUGUGAGUGCUCAGGGUAUAGUGUGUAUAUAAGGGGUAUAGAGUGUGUAUAGUGUGUUUGUGUGAGUGCAGAGGGUGUAAUGAGCAUACAGGGAUAUAGAGUGUGUGUAAUAUUUAUAGAGAGGUAUAGCAUCUGUGCAGUGUGUUUGUGUGUAAGUGCAGGAGGUGUAGUGUGUAUAUAGGGGUAUAGUGUGUGUAGUGUGUUUGUGUGUGAGUAUGCUUGUGUGUUAGUGCAAGGGGUGCAGUGUGUUUGUGUGUUAGUGCAGGGGGUGCAUACAGCUUGAUGUCAUCCAUGUAGAGUAGGUGGCUGAUGGUAGCUCCACUCUUGAACUUGUAGCCAUAUCCACUCUUCUUAAUGAUCUGGCUACGGGGGUUGAGGCCUAUGCAGAACAGCAUUGGGGAUAGUGCAUAACCUUGGUAUAUGCCACAUUUGAUGUUCACUUGAGUUAUUGUCCUGGAAUUGGCUUCUAGAGUUGUUUUCCACUUGCCCAUCCAGUUUUUGAUGAAGGCUCUUAUUGUCUUGCUGACCUUGUGGAGAGUCAAGCAUUCCAGUAUCCACGAGUGUGGCAUUGUGUCAUAGGCUUUCUUGUAGUCAAUCCAGGUCGUACACAGAUUGGUCUGUCUGAUCUUAGAAUCCGUUGUGACUGCUUGGUCUACCAUUACUUGGUGUUUUUAUCCUCUGGUGGUGUUUAAAUCCCCUUCUGAGUAUUGCUCUUAUAUUGACUCAUAUGCCCUUGGAUCUUGGAGGCUAUGAGGCCUGACACGAGUUUCCAUGUUGUGAGGAGGCAGAUUAUUGGUCGCUAGUUGGAUGGUGCUGUUCCCUUAUGAGGGUCCUUCAUGACCAGUAUUGUUCUGCCUUGUGUUAGUCAGUCAGGGUGGGAGCCUGUUGCUAGUAGCUGGUUCAUUUGUGCUGCUAGGCGUUCAUGCAGAGCUGUUAACUUCUUUAUCCAGUAGUUGUGGAUAGUGUCAGGUCCUGGGGCUGACCAGCUAUAUAUCGACUGUGAUGAUGAUGAUUGGUUCCAGUUCUGGUAGCAUGCAGUAGUCUGCUUUCAGGUGUAGUAGCCACUGGGCCUCGGUGUUAUGAGAUACUUCUUGCUCCCAGAUAUUCUUCCAAGAUAUUCUUCCAAUAAAUAGAUUUUUUUUUUUACUGCUCCUCCUUUUUUUCCCUCUUUUGGCCACUUAUCACUUCAUCUGUGAAUAAAAAAAGUAAAUUAAUUAAUUUAGUGGCUGCCCUCUGGCUGCCUAACAUCUUUUUGCCCACUGAUCAUCUCUUUGUUUUGCAACCCUGAAUACCGAAUCAAUAAACAUGUUUGGCCAUUGUUAUACUUAUGCAAGGCACUUUGGAAAUUUGGAAUUCAGCUACUCAGACGAUCAACCUAAAUGCGGCUAAAUUGCAUUUCAGCCAAAUCCCAAUGCACAAAUCUAAAAAUCGGCAUAUUCUGUUUCAAGCACAGGGAGUUGGCUAUGGGUGUUGGGAAUCCUCAGAUUUAUGUCUACAAUAUGGUGGAUUGGUUGCACACAGACUUUUGAUAAGGUCAGUUUUUGCUAUUGUUUUGUUUUUGUUGAUCUACUUAUACAUCUAAUACAAAAAUUCAAUGAGUGACAGUGAUGCAACGAUGUGGGGAGAAUGAAAGAGUCAAAGAACAAUUAUGGGACUAUGAGACAAAAAAAAUGUGGAACGGACAAAAACAUUUCAAGGAAGGAGGGAAAGAUGCUUAUUCUGGAGAGGUGGGGCAUGUGUACACAAAGGAGGAUAAAUGUGUGGACAAAUACAGAGGAAGAGUGAUAAUCACGUGGAUGAGAAUAAUGUGUAAGGGGAUAAAAAAUAUAUAAACUCGAAGUUGAAAUAAAAUAUAGAGAUGUUUAACCCCUUAAGGAAGGAGGCAUUGUCCAUGUUCUGAAGCAAAACAAAACGUUGAAUUUGAGCUUUCCACCAUAAUUUAGGAAGUUCUCACAUACAUUUAUAUUGUUUAUAGAUAGAACAGGCUUUAAUUUAUUGUGACAUAUACAUAUAUAACUUCUCAUUUAUAAUACCAAAAUUACACAACAAUGCAAAAUGAAAUAAAGCAUUUUUUUUACUAUUAUGGCAAAUAUACUGUGUGUAUAAUUAUUGCGGCUUAUGAAAAGUAAUUAAAAAUAAAUUAGAAAUGUAUUUGUACUUAUUUACAGAGUACAUAAUAAAUCUAGGAUUACAGUUUAUUUUUGAUAGUUGAAGGUCACAAAAUACAUAUAGCAUAAUUUCAAUGUGGAGAAAAAUGUUUGUCUGGUAAGCUUAAUAGGCAUCACAUAAAACACAAUUACCACACAAAAGUAUAUAUUUAUAUAAAGUAGACAUCACAGGCUAGUUACCUAAAGGUUUUUUGACACUUAUUGUGUAGCAAUUUAACGGUCAAUCUUUGCUAACUAUUGGAGUAAAAUGUUGUGUACUUCUGAUUUUUAACGUGCAUAUGUAUAACAACGUUUUUUUAUGUGUAUUUUGUAAACUGACGUGUGCUACCACUAUGCAAAACCCGAUAAUGUCCCCUACCCAAUACAAGAUACCCACAAUGCAUGUCUUUCCCACUACCCUGUGAGCAUCAUUUAAGAGUUCUGACCAUCUCAGUUUUUACAGUUAGAAUUUGAGAGACUGACUUGUUGGGCUUUUGGCUCAUUUUGGGGCGCUAUAGCAGUUUGAUUGUUCAGGUUAACAAAGGCCUACCAUUUGCAAAAGUAGACACUGCAGGGUAUCUCAUAUUGUGUCUGUUGUGCCUUAAUGUGUUGCCAUUUCAGUUUAUGUGUUGCCAUUUCAGUUUAUGCCAAAGUUUUUGGUAAAAAUUUUUUUGCCAUUUGUUACAUAUACAUUACAUUUUAUCUAGGUAUUUUUCAAAUCUCAUAUGUGCCACUCAUCCCUUCCUAAAUUAUGCUAAGCAAACUCUUCUGAAUAAAACAAUACCCUGAAUGUAUGCCUUUGGCACUAUCAUGUGAAGUUACAGUGCCAUAUUGACCAGUGUAUUUCAGUUUUUACAGUUAGAAUUUUAAUAGAUGAUUUAAUGGGCCUAUUCAGCAUUUGUGGAGCAUAAUAGCAAUGUGAUAGUUAAAAUUACCCCAUAAAUGCAAACUGUUUGUGAAAGUAGACAUCAUGGGGUAUGUCAUUUGGUACAUUUUAAACCUUAUUAUACUGCCAUUGUUGCACUGAUUUAUUUUACAGUUUAUGGUAUUAUUUUAUUUUCAAAUUGUUUACAUGCACGUUGCAAUUUAGCAUUAUACUUUCUAAACUUGUGCUACUGUAAUAAAAAUCACUAAAUUGUGCUCAAUUAUAUCUCCUGAAUACACAAUACCCCCGUUUGUAUACCCUUGUCAAGUUGUUUUGUGAAAAUACAGAGCUAAAUGUAUAACCUACUCAUUGCAGGUUUUUUUGUUUUUUUUUAAAUGCAGAUGGGUUUAUGAUACAUUGCAAGGCAUUUGAGAAGCUCAGAUAUUUAAAUUACUACAUUAAUGCAUACCAUUUGCAAACGUGGACAUCAUGAAGACUUUCACAUGAUAUAUUUUAGUGAGGUGCCAUCUUUUCACCUUUAAAAAAAAACAAAAAACUUUGUUUUCUAAUUUUACAUAUACAUUGUAUUUUUUUCUGCUUAUUUUUUAUAUCUCAUGUAUCCCACUGUAGUAAAAUGAUUUUGUAUACCGUUGCAAAUUAAUCUUAAUCUUAUUCCCAGUCUAACUCCUUAAUCUUUUACCUAAUUCUAAAUCAAAUCCCAAAUCUAACCCUAAAUAUAAUAAUAAAUUCUUACCCACACCCUAAUUCUAUACCUAACCCUAAUUAUAACCUUAAUCCUAAUCUCAAUCCUAAACCUAUAAAUAGUGUUGGAAGGAUUCCCUUUGCUGAUGCAAGCAGAUGAAUUCCCAUGCAGAUUUCAGCAGAGAUAUUGCUGGCCCUAAUCCUAAUCCAAGAUAUAAUCUGAAACCAAACACCAAUUCUAAAAUUAAUACUAAAUCCAUUUUUAAUAUAAAGCUAAUACUAAAACUAAUAUUUAGUCUAAACCGAAACAUAAUUCAUACUCUUAAUCCCUAAUUUAAUCAUAAUCCUUAUCCCAAAGUACUGAUAUUAGCAAAGGGAAAUCUAAGAAAAAACAGAGUGGUAUGUUGCUGCCAUCUACUGGCUAUUUUCAGAAUAACAGCUUCCUAUUUUUAAAUCCAGUGAGAGAAUCACUGUGGUUGAGUUGAUGGCUAUGGGUUUAUAGGACUAUAUGCAGUGUUAUAUCCAUUGAUGCCUGGGUUUCCUGGUGUGAGCAAGGAUUUAACCCUACUCACACUACAUUGCUGUCUAUGGUGAUUUAAAUCCCCAUUGAGAGAGCUGCAUGCCUAUCUCACUCUGUGCUCUGCACACAGCUCACCUGUCAGUUUGUGGCCACUAAAAAUAGCUCCAGGUAUAGUGAAUGCAAGAUGUUUGCGUAGUGGAUGCUGUGUGUAUAGUUAAUGCAGAGUGUGUGUUAAUGUAGUGAAUGCAGAGAGUGUGUCAGUGUAGUGAAUGCAGAGUGUGUGUUAGUGUAGUGUAUACAGAGUGUGUGUCAGUGUAAUGAAUGCAGAGUGUGUGUAAGUGUGUAGUGAAUGCAGAGUGGGUGUUGUACUAGAGUAUGCAUGUUGUGUAAAUGAUGUGCAAAUGGAGCAUUUUUUCCACAUUAAAUUUAAUAAAUGUUAUUCCCCCCUCCCUGCUUCUUACCUGGUCCAUUUUCCCCCAGUAACUGGACGCCACACAGUUCUGGAGGUAAAACCACUGACAAUCCUUCAUUGGUACACACAGCUUUUAUGCACAGACCCCACAGAGGGUCUCCACUCUUUCAAUACACUUUGCUUUGUCCCCAGCAGGAGAAGGGGGAUGGGUUACAGAUCACCAUCUCCCGCUCUGGGAGAUACCAACAGGACACAGUUACGUACAUUAAAACAUAUUACAAACAGUAAAACACAUUACAUAUAUGGGGGAACAAUUAGGGGCUCCACACCCUGGGAAGGAAAUGGGGUACAUCUCUGCAUAUCCCUGGGUCCCAGCUAGGAUCCCUACAAAUAGCGGGGCUAUUGGAUGUACAGAGCCUGAGAAAACAUUGCAUAAAGUCUGGGGCUCGAGGCUCUGUACAUCCCCGAAAUCAGUUCCACAGUGUUGCUUGGUUUAGUCUUGUGAAUUCAAACUUUGCACCUAAACCAAGUAAAAAACAAUCAGCUGAAAGGCGCAAAACCCGUUUGCACCGAUCAGCGCUCGGGGAGGAGAGGAGUUUCGCCACCCAAUCAGGAGAAAGGUCGCGAAACUCAGUUUGCAUGGGCUAUUCUUCUCCGAUUGGUCGUCUGCGCCCCACAGCGACCAAUCAGCACUCACUCAUGCCGACCUAUCAGGAGAAUGGCGCGAAUGGAGCUCCUUCUCCUAUUGGUCGGCACAGACUUCCAGGCAGAAGUAAUACACCCACUCACUGAUAGGCACAUACUCUCAAUAAAAGACACAUAUACUCACUAACAGAUAUAUACUCACACACAGACACACACUGACAGACAAACACACACACAUUCACUCACAGACACACACACUGAUAGAUACACAUUCAUUCAUUCAUUCCCUCACAGACUCACAGUGAAAGACACGCAGACAUUCACUCACAGACACAUUGACAUGCUGACAGACACCCCCUCAUCCACUCACUCACAGACACACAUACAUUCACCAACAGACACACACUGGCAGACACCCUGAUACUGACAAACUUACACACAUUGUCUCACACACUUACAUGUUAUAUAUAUAUUUUUUUUUAAAUCAUCCUGCUCAGCUCCCUUGCACGCCGCUUAGUGAUGCUGGGAGCCGGAGUGACGUCAUAUUCCCUCGCACCCCACCCGUAAUGUGAGCAAUCUGAACGCCUUAUGGGGAACUGAGGUGGCCAGUCGGCCAGCUGUUGGGUCCCCAUGAAAAAGGCCUACAAGGCAUCUGACAGGGGGCUGGGGGGUAUGUUUUGCCCCCCUGAAAGUGCCUCCCAGGGCAAAUGCCUUGUUAGCCUUGUGGGAAAUAUGCCACUGGCUAUAGUGCCCCUAUAAACUGAUCUAAAUUCAGAAAACAAAGUAACAAUUGCAAGGUAUAUACCGUAUAUACUCGUGUAUAAGUCGAUCUCAUGUAUAAGUCGAGGGCAGUUUUGUGACCAACAAUUGUGAAAUAUGCUAUGCCUCGUGGAUAAGUCGAGGGUAAAACUUGGGGCUAUGAAAUUCUGUGAUUUUUAGAAUUAUAUACACACACACACUUAUACAAACACACACUCAGCAUUAUACACACACACUCAUAGAAACAAUCUGCAUUCUACACACACACACUCAUACAAGCACACACUCUGCAUUAUAUACGCACACACUCAUACAAACACACACACACUCUGCAUUAUAUACGCACACACUCUGUGUGUAUUUAAUGCAGAGUGUGUGUGUGUUUGUAUGAGUGUGUGUGUAGAAUGCAGAUUGUUUGUGUGUGUGUGUGUGUGUGUGUGUGUGUGUGUGUGUGAGUGAACUGGGUGGGAGGAGGGCAUUUUUAUUAUAAUUUUUUUAUAUAUUUUAAGUUUUUUUAUUGUAUUUUUUUUUAUUUAUUUAAUUUUCGUCCCCCCUCCCUGCUUGUUAGCUGGCCAGGGAGGGGGGCUCUCACUCCCUGGUGGUCCAGUGUAUGGGCUGUGUUGGAGGGGGGGCUGACAGUGAGCGGUUACUUACCUUCCUGCAGCUCCUGUCAGCUCCCUUCUCCUCCGUGCAGCUCCUCUGUCAGCUCCCACUGGAAGUCUCGCGAGAACCGUGGUGACCCCGCGGCUCUCGCGAGACUUCCAGUGGGAGCUGACAGAGGAGCUGCACGAAGGAGAAGGGAGCUGACAGGAGCUGCAGGAAGGUAAGUUACAGCUCACUGCCAGCCCCCAACAGGACCGCCGGGCUUGUAAUGAGCCCGGCGGUCCUGGUCUGUAUUAUGGCAAUGUAUGUUGCCAUAAUACAGACAUUAACUCGAGUAUAAGUCGAGUGGGGGUUUUUCAGCACAAAAAACGUGCUGAAAAACUCGACUUAUACUCGAGUAUAUACGGUAUGUUAAAUAAAUAUCUUGGCGGGGGUAAAAAAAAUUAUCUUUUAUGCAUCUGAACUAAGCUAUAGCAAGGAGUAGAACCACAUAAUAGUAAUUACUCUUUUAGCAAUCUUACUCAUGCUCUUCAUUGAAAUUGCUUUUAUGAUUUAGAACAUUUUGCACCAGACACAUUAUUUGGCUAUCCAACACAGCAAUUUGUUUUACUUGUAGGUCCUUUGGAAGGUCAAAUAGCAACACUGUUUGAGCACACCUGAGAAAGUUAAAAUGACAAUAUUCAUUGACCCACCUGAACUCAAACAGCAAAAUGUGGACUGUUACGGUUCUACUUAAAGGAAGGCUAAACAUAAACCUAUUCUUAUGUCCAGAAUAAUUUAGUACUCAUUUGUGACUCAAGUCACGCAGGGUAAGUAUUUGAGCGAUACCUGCAUUACUACUACACAGCACAUCUACGUCCAUAGUUUGUUAGUAGAUCCAGUGACAGCAGUUGCCUUAAAUUGAUCAUUCUAGAGUAUAUGUGGCUAAGGUGUAUUUAUUUCCAGGGAAAUGACAGGCUUUGACUGGUGGACUUCAAACUCUAGGUCAAUAGGGAACAAAUGGAAAAAUUAUCUUAUUCAAAAGGGCUUUUCACCAAACAAUUAUAGCACAGUGAAAUUAAAAUGGCAAAAUUUAAAUAAAAAUAGCAGAUCUGUAAAAGUAUUCCAAUCUAGCUAUAUUCACAACCUUUAAAUUUAGUGUAAUUUAUUUGUUUGUGAUUAAAUAAAAUAGAAGCAAGUUUUAAUCUUUAACAAUUUGGACUUUAAUGAAUAAUCCUGAGUGUGUUUGAGUGUUUGUAUGAUAAUUUGUAUUAUUUUUUUUUAGGUUAACACUCUCCCGCUUCUCAUGUUUUCUGCACAAUCAAAAAAACAAAAAAAUAUUGUUUUAAUCACAUCUAUGUUUCAUCCUCCUCUUGACUACAAGCUCCCUACAGUGGGGUGACAGUGGGGUGACCUUGCUUGCACAAACCACAAGCCUCUUGCUGCUCUGGCUUAACAUUGAAUUAAAAGGCCUCAUUUGUAUAUAGUUAAAAUGCUUUCACAUACAUUUAUCCGACUAAAAUAAACAUUACAUUCAGUACAAAAAUUCUCUUAGAGUACCAGGCAGAUUAAACACCGUUGGAUAUAUUCACUAAAUUACUGUGCAUCAAAAACUCCAAACUUUCAAUAAAAAUAGCCAAAUUAGAGAGAUGCUCCAACUUGGCUAUAUUUGCAUUUUUAUACUUUAUGAUUUGAAUUACAAGUUUUGCAACACAUAAAAGUUUAUUAAUUUAAACAUUUGUAAAUACAAGAUUCUCAACAGUCCCGAUUUUUAAAGUCAGUGUAUAAUAAGGAAUAUUUAUAACACCAGGCUGCCUUUGUAUAGUUAGUGAAAAAAAUAUGAUCACUUUUCACUAGACUACACAGGGUAGGAGUCAGUCAUUGACUAACCUAUGAAUAGAAAAAUUAAUUAAUGGGGUACUAUAGUCACCACAACAACUACAGCUUAUUGUAUUUGUUCUGGUGAGUAUCAUCCCCGUCAGGCUUUUUGCAGUAAACACUGCAGAGUCUAGGGAUAACUCUACUGGCCACUCCUCAAAUGGCUACUAGAGGUGCUUCCUAGGAAAGUGCUAUGUGCAGCACUGCCAUUCAGUGUUUCCACCCUCUGCAUGGAGACACUGUGUUUGGCUCUUCCCCUGAUUUGCUUCAUUGACAGUCUCAGCCAAUCCUACAUGAAAGCAUUGUGAUUGGCUCUGACCACCACUUCUGAUGAUGUCAGCCAUACAGGUCCGAGGCAGAGCCAGCAGCUGCAGGCUUGAACAAAAGUAAGAUUUUACUUACAAGGUGGAGGUCGGGAAGGGGUGGUGCUAGAUGGUGCUUUUAACACUCUAUGGUCAGGAAUACAUGUUUGUGUUCCUGGCCCUAUAGUGUUAAUGUAAAAUCGGAAUGCUAAAACAAAAGCUAAAUUGGUCAAUCUGUAUCUGUAUUUGGAGAUUUUGUUUCCAGAUCAUCUAUUUUUACCUGCAUAUUGCCAUGCAUAUUUUAAUUUGCUGCAAUUCAGACUUUAGAGAAUACCCUUAGUGCCUCUUAUUUUACAUUGCGUACAAUAAGCAUCACUGUCACCUUCCUAAAGUACUACAAAAUGUGUGCUUUAGAUAUAAGCAAUAUGCAUGUAUACUGACUUUGCAUAGUGCGGUAUGUGCAUGGCCAUCAUUUAUGCCCUGUAACCUAAAUGACACUGCUUGUUAAAUAUUAACCCCUUAAGGACACAUGACGGAAAUAUUCUGUCAUGAUUCCCUUUUAUUCCAAAAGUUGUGUCCUUAAGGGGUUAAUAUAUUGCCAUGCACCUACUUACACAAAGGACUUUCAACUCUAUCCACAAGGAAAACGUUACCUGAUGUGUAUUCUCUUUGUUUCCAUGAUGGGUUAAAUAAAUAACCUGUAGCUUUAAAUUUUUGUCAUCCAAGAGCUGCUUUAUAUGAGCUUUAGAAUACAAAAGUGAUUACAUCUGUUGUUUGUCAGGUCUGUGUUGACUCUUAAGGGGUGUAUUCACUAAAUACUUAAUUGCAGUGAACUGAAAUUGCGAAAUUGAGGCUAAAAUAUCCAAAAAUGUGACUUAACCUGGGGAGGAUAUAUAUAUAUUUAUUUAUUUUUUAUUUAUUUUUUUCAAAUUGCUUAUUUUUGACUAAAUUUCCAUUUGAAUUUCAGUUUGCUGCAGUUUAAUGUUUAGUGAAUAAACCCCACAGUGUUAUGAAAAAUGUUUACAUUGAUAUGAAUCUUGUUGGUACCACAUACAACUCACAAACAAAAAGAUAAUAUGAUAUGUAGCUGUAACAUUUAUGCAGAGAUAUCGAAUGACUCAACAGUUUACAAUGCACAUAUGUCAGGAUAGAGUUAAGAUAUAAAUGUUAAAUAUAUUUGUUUAGUGUAACAUGUGGCUUUUACUUUUAUUAUACUAGACAGUAUAGUGUUAUUCACAAACUGUUUUCGUCCCAUUAAAUCCAAAUGGCAAAAAUUAAGGCAAAAAUAAUCAAGUGACUAUAACUUCAUUUGAGAUUUUUUUACAAAUCAGGUUGAGUUUUGUCAUUCAGAUAUUAUUUGGAAAAAUGUGGAAUGUAGUAAAUAAGUAUUAACGUAUGUUCAUGUAAUGUCUGUUCGAGGACUAUGUUUUCCUGUUUGCAUGUGACUUUUUACCUUUGGAGCUGUGUAACCUCAUGGGAUAAUAGGAAAAGCUAACACAGCAAACCGACUCUGCGUCUACACGAAACAUGAGCAUUGGAUUUUCUUUAUUGUCUAAUAAUCCCUUUCUUAAAGUCAUCCUUGUGAGUUGCCAUGUUUUAGUGUAGUGGUUCUUAACAUUUUUGUAAGGAACCCAUGUUCUACACAUAGCAUUAACACAGAAACCCGUUUAUUUUAUUUGAAAUAAAUAUCAAAUAAACCUCAUUAUACUUUGAUAAUGACAUAUCCAUAAUAUUGUUGGGAGCUUGAUAAAUAAAUACGUUGCAGCUCCAUCCGCUACAAUUGAGUCUGUUCUGUUAAAAUUGAUAGCGGUGCUGAAUUUCGUACCUGUAGUUGACAGUUGGAUGUUGCUAGAUUCAGUCUUGGUUCCAGGAAAACGUUCAUUUGUCGUGAAAGAAAACAUUCUUUUCCUGAAUGUUGCAAUUUAAAGGGACACAACAGGGACUAAAACAACUUUAGAUUAAUUGAGUGGUUUUGGUGUAUAAAUCAUGCCCCAUGCAGUCUCACUACUCAAUUCUCUGCUAUUUAGAAAUAAAAUCACUUUCUUUAUACAGCCCCCUGCAUGUGACCUGCACAGUUUUCCUAAACACUUCUUGUAAAGAUCUAAUGUUUAAACUUACUUUGUUGCACAUUCUGUUUUAUUUUGAAUUGUUUUAUCUCCUUCUCUGUUAGCCUUCUAGACCAUGCAGGGGUUCCUUGUGUUUGAUUAACGUUCAAUUUAAAGAGCAGGAGAAAAAAACUUCUACAGCAGGGGAGGUUUCCUUUCAAAAUGGUUGAGCAUUUAGCAUUGAGACUGCACAGGCAUGAUCUAUACAGCCAGUGGCGGCUCUAGACUUUGUGAGGCCUUAGGCGAAACUCAAACAUGAGGCCCCCCCAACACCCAAAGUAAAAAAAUAAAUAGGAGUUGCAUUGUGUGUAUAAUUGUUCAGAGGCUUGCAGUGUCGCUGUGUUGUGAGCUCUCCGACUGUAGUUAUGGCAUAAUUUGCAAACUAAAUUAAUUUGCAAUAAACAGAUUUAUUUAGCAAUUAUGCUAAUCAUUUAUACACGACUGCGGGGUAUGAUUACAUAGCCUUGCAGUCGUGUAUACAUUAUGGCCAGUGUGUGUAUUUCUGACUGUGUCUAGCAUUGUCUACCUGUGUAUGUGCAUAAAGGCGUGUUUCUGCGUCUUUAUGAGUAUGUGUCUGGGACCUUAUGUGUGUGGGAUAGCUACUUGUGGUGUGUGGUGUUUAUGGGGGCUGCCUGUAACCUUUGUGCAUGUGUGUAUGAUGAAUGUCUUCAGUUUGUGACAUGGUGAGUAAAGGGGUAACUGUGCUAGGGGUAACUGUGUGAGUGUAACAGGGUGAGGGGGUUUAUGAGACAGGGUUGGGGGAGUGAGUGUAACAGAAUGAGGGACAGUGAGAAUGAUAGGGGGGCAAUUGUGACAUUAUUGGAAGAGGGAGUGUGACAGGGCAUGGGGAAGUGUGACAGGAUUGGAGGAAGUUAAUGUGACAGGCUGCAUGUGGCAUAGUUGGAGGGUGUAUCACAGGGUUGGGGUGAACGUGCCAUGUUUGGAGGAGGCAGUGUAACAGAAUGAGGGGGUUAAAGUGGCAGGAUUAGAUUAAUGUGGAAGGGUGAGUGUGGCAGGGAUGGGGGGAGAGUGUGACAGGGCUUGGGGUCAGUGUGGCACAGUUGGAGGACAGGAUUGGAGGGGCUUAUGUGAGUGUGGCAGUGUGAAGGGGGGUGUGGGACUGACUGAUAGAGGAUGAGUGUGACAGGGUUGGGGACUGUGUGCCUUGACAUCAGUCAUCAAGACAGACCUGGUUUCAAAAUAGUUGCAAUCUGUUUCCAGUGGUCAAUUUAGCAUAUGUAUUUAAAACUUUUAAUAUGUAAAUCAAGGCAGUCAAAUUAUAUUACAAAUAUGGUAAAAAUAGUAAAAUUUCACUUUUAUAAAUAGACAAAUAGUUUUUUUUCUGGUUGAAAUUUCUGGAUUUGGACAAUUAGUUUCAGUUUGGCAUUUAUCACACAGACCCAAAGUCUUACAUAUUCCAUAAACACAGAUCUAUAACAAUGUGGCAAAGUAAAAUGUGUAUAUUCAAUUUUAGAAAUCCUCAGUGGUCAUACGUGGAACUGUAUAAAAAAUGUAAAUUUUAAAAAAUGGAAAAAGUCACAACGAUUAAUUUCUUUGACAAGAAGCAGUUCAAUAGUAGCAGUUGCUAUGAAAUAUACAAUACUUUACUUAUUUCUGAUUAUUUUUAUGGAAAAGUCUGUUGCGGAGAGAAUAGCUUGCAUUUCACCUAGAGCAUAGAACAACACAUAUAAAACACUGUUUUUUUUAUAAUAGAGAUCUAUAAAGUAUGAUUAUUUGGUCUGCCAUUGUUCCUUUUAUCAAGUGCAUUAACAUUUAAUCUUGCCAAUUGUCCCAUUGCAACUACACUUGGGAAUUAAUAAAAAUUAGUAUACAAAUCUAGUAGAGAUAAACAUUCUGUGUGGAAUAAGGGAUGAACACACUGUGCACCUGCUCACAGGCAUUGUAUUCCUCACACAGAGUCGGGCUCUGCUUUUGUGACUUGCAUGUAUACACAAAGUGAAAUAGUCCAGGCUUUCCCCAUAGGAUUGUAAAUUAAUCACAACACAGCUUCAAUAGUUAACAACAUGAAAAGGUCACAAAAUCAUAACACAAAGAGCUUACAAUCUAAACACAUUUGUUUAGCAGUUUAAUACAUUUUAUGAUAAAUUAUUUUACAUCAUCAUUCUCUGGGUACAACAGUUUAUGCAGCAGCUAAUAUUGCUUUGAUGGAAUUAGUACUAUACUGAUAUGAGCUUUGUAAUUAAAGCUAUUUAUGAUACAUUAAGUGUCUUGGACAUCCUGACUUUAUGAAAUUUGACUAGACUUUGUCAUGAAUGGGGUAAACUGCACAUAAAAUACAUUACUUAGUUUAAUUAAUGACUUUUUUUGUGAAAUAUAAUCUUCUGAAGUUGGUGAGAGAUGUCUUAUUUUGUGCAUUGUUAUGUUUCCGUAGUAGCAGAAUUCAUUGUAUGUAUUGCAUGUAUCUGUUGCUCAGUUACACUCACUUGCAUUGUUUCUUUUCAGAUGAUCUUCCUUUGAAAUCAAACUUGUCUUACGGGUUCUUGAGACUCCAACCGGACCUGGCGCCCUCAUGGCUUCUGGGGUCGCAGCAUGGCUACCCUUUGCAAGGGCAGCUGCCAUUGGGUGGAUGCCAGUGGCCAACUGUCCUAUGCCACUGGCACCAGCUGAUAAAAACAAAAGGCAAGAUGAGCUGAUAAUUCUCAACGUCAGUGGACGCCGAUUUCAAACCUGGAGAACUACCUUAGAGAGGUACCCAGACACACUGCUCGGAAGCACAGAGAAGGACUUCUUCUUCAAUGAGGAGACCAAGGAGUACUUUUUUGAUCGUGAUCCAGAAGUGUUCAGGAGCAUUCUAAACUUUUACAGAACUGGUAAGCUGCACUACCCUAGAUAUGAAUGCAUCUCUGCCUAUGAUGAAGAACUAUCUUUCUACGGGAUUUUGCCAGAGAUCAUAGGUGACUGUUGCUAUGAAGAAUACAAAGACAGAAAACGAGAAAAUGCGGAGAGGCUGAUGGAUGAUAAUGAAUUUGAGCACAGUCAAGAAGCCAUGCCCUCUCUUAAUUUACGCCAGACAAUGUGGCGAGCCUUUGAAAACCCCCAUACCAGCACUUUAGCCUUAGUCUUCUAUUAUGUAACUGGCUUCUUUAUUGCAGUGUCGGUGAUCACCAAUGUUGUGGAGACUGUUCCCUGUGGAACAGUGCCUGGAAACAAGGAGCUUCCUUGUGGUGAAAGGUUCGUUGUAGCUUUCUUUUGCUUGGACACUGCCUGCGUCAUGAUAUUUACAGUUGAGUACCUCUUGAGACUCUUUGCAGCCCCAAGCCGCUACAGGUUCAUGAGAAGUGUCAUGAGUAUUAUUGAUGUGGUGGCCAUAAUGCCAUACUACAUUGGCUUGGUAAUGACCAACAACGAGGAUGUGAGUGGCGCCUUUGUCACCCUGAGGGUCUUCAGAGUCUUCAGGAUUUUCAAAUUCUCACGCCACUCCCAGGGCUUACGGAUCCUUGGAUACACUCUGAAGAGCUGUGCCUCUGAACUUGGAUUCCUCCUCUUCUCCCUGACCAUGGCAAUAAUUAUCUUUGCCACUGUGAUGUUUUAUGCUGAAAAGGGGUCAUCGUCCAGCAAGUUCACAAGCAUUCCUGCCUCCUUUUGGUAUACCAUUGUUACCAUGACAACACUUGGGUAA
Messenger RNA from Pelobates cultripes (western spadefoot toad), 28996 nucleotides. NCBI's taxonomy places the organism in Eukaryota, Metazoa, Chordata, Amphibia, Anura, Pelobatidae. The record is from the annotation of a GenBank genome assembly.